Molecule: messenger RNA, 1704 nt
Organism: Mangifera indica (mango)
Lineage: Eukaryota; Viridiplantae; Streptophyta; Magnoliopsida; Sapindales; Anacardiaceae
Product: proline dehydrogenase 2, mitochondrial-like
Exons: 3
Coding region: 112-1575 (487 amino acids)
Cellular component (GO): mitochondrion
Molecular function (GO): FAD binding; proline dehydrogenase activity
Source: RefSeq, a predicted model, not a curated record
UUUUUUUCACAUUUAGAAAAAGAGAAGCAGAAUCGGACGGAGAAAUUCCAGUUUCCAAAAGCUAAAGAGACCCCCAAAGCAGAGGAGGAAAAGGCUUGAUCUCAAACGUCUAUGGCCAUUCGUUUUCUCCAACCAAAGCUCCUCCACAACGCCCGCUCCUUUACAAGGCCGCUCAGCUCUGCUUCUUCCUCCCUAACCUCCGUCUCCCCACUGAAUUUUGCGGAGAAACCCGACCCGACCAUCGAAAAACACGACCCAUGUUCCUCAACGCUUAACACUCACGACCAUCAGAAGCUUUUCCGAACGAUUUCCUCGGCCAAGUUGCUACGUUCCUUGUUGAACCUCAACAUCGCAGCCGUCGGGCCCGUCGUUGAUCUCGGCUUGUGGGUUAUGAAUUCCAGGCUAAUGGACAUUGAUAUCUCCCGCGAAAUCAUCACUGGCCUCGUUAGACACACCUUUUACGAACAUUUCUGCGCCGGCGAAUCCGCCGCUGAGGCUGAACGUUGCAUCGAGAAAAUAAACGAGACCGGUUUGAGAGGGAUGCUGUUUUAUUCAGUGGAACAUACGGAUGAUAAAAAUGAAUGCGAUAAAAAUUUGCGGGGGUUUCUACAGACAGCUGAAUCCGCAAAGUCUCUUGAUCCAUCUGCGGUGAGCUUUGUGGUACUGAAAGUCUCGGCGAUUUGCCGAAUGAGUUUAUUGAAGCGAGUCAGCGAUUUAUUGAGAUGGCAACAGAAGGAUUCUUCUUUCAAUCUCCCAUGGAAGCUCCACGAUUUUCCCAUUUUCGCGGACAACAGCCCGUUAUAUCACACGCUUGAAAAACCAGAGCCGUUGACGCAAGAAGAAGAAAACGAACUCCAACAGAGUUAUGAAAGAAUAAUAAAACUCUGUCGAGCGUGCGAGGAAGGGAAUAUUCCGUUGGUGGUGGACGCGGAGGACACGGCGGUGCAACCCGCCAUUGAUUAUUUAACAUACGCGUCGGCGCUUACGUAUAAUAAAGGUGAUAAUUUGAUUGUAUCUAACACAAUUCAAACGUAUUUGAAGGAUGCGAAAGAAAGACUGUUUCUUGCGACGGAAGCCGCCAGGAAAAUGGGAAUUCCGAUGGGGUAUAAGCUGGUGAGAGGAGCCUACAUGUCAAGCGAAAGUAAGAUCGCGUCUUCUUUAGGGUUUGAAUCGCCGAUUCACAACAGCAUAGAGGAGACUCAUGCGUGUUUCAAUGACUGUGCUUCCUUCAUGCUUGAUAAGAUCGCCGAUGGCUCCGGCGGUGUUGUUCUUGCAACCCACAAUGUUAAAUCAGGGCAAAUGGCGGUGGCGAAGGCGAGGGAUCUGGGAAUCGAUAAGAGAAACUCGAGAGUUGAAUUCGCUCAGCUGUAUGGAAUGUCGGAUGCGUUGUCGUUUGGACUGAGAAAUGCAGGGUUUAAAGUGAGCAAAUAUAUGCCUUAUGGACCAAUUGACACGGUGAUGCCUUAUCUUCUGAGAAGAGCUGAAGAGAACAGAGGAUUUUUGCCAGCUUCAAGCCUUGAUAGGCAACUAAUGAGCAAGGAGUUGAAGAGAAGACUGACUGCUUCAAUAUUCUAAGUUGAAGAUGGAGGUGGUGGUGGAGUAAUUUAAGAAGCUUAGGAAAAUGGAAAUCUUUGUAAAUGAAUAAGUUAGAAAAGACUUUGUAGAAAUUUGCUAUUUUUAAUAAUAUUUUCUUAUUUUAUUUUA